CUUGACAUGUGAUGACCUUAGCCAUUAAAUAAUGGGUCAUUUGUCUUGACUGAUAAUUUGGAAGGACAAUUUGUCCUUGCUUUUUGUUGAAGGAUGAAUCUGUCCCUACUUCCUGUUUGGAGGGCAGAUUUGGGGGAGGAGAUUAAGAUUAUUACUGUCACUGUCUUUGUCAAUUCAUAUGCAGAGCCUGAUGAAGAAGAAGAGGAAGGGAAGGAAAAAAAUGAGAAGAAUUCCGAGGAUGAAGAAAAUGGUAAGGUUGGGUCAUGGUAUAGCAAUCCUGAGACAGGAACAACGGAAUCCGGAGCCAUUGGUCGUGGUGGUGUUGGAAAGCACUUAAAAAGCAAGGAAUGGUCAAAGUGAAUCUGCUGUGGUGGACACCAGUGUGACUGCAAUUCCUGUUGCAAAGAAAAGGAAAGUUACAGCUGGAGAAUUUCAAGAUUUUUCUGGUUGGUAAGGACUUCCAUCAUCUUACAUCUAACUCCCAGAUGAUAUUUCUGGCGGGAAACAAUGAUUGCUCAAAGUGAUUCUACUGCUCAACACUUUCCUAACAAAGUCAUCAUCUCAAAGAAUAAGAGUAAUUGGGAUUAGUGUCAGAAUCCAAGGCUUUAAUGCUGGGUAAGAAUUGAAUUAUGCCUUAUCUUGUUACAUUGGUGAAUUAACUAUAUAUUCUCCUGAUGUAGAAUUAGUUUCAUAACUGAGUUUUGUACAGUAUCUUUACUAGGCGGUAAAAAAGUAAAACAACAGUAAAAUGCACACAUUCCAUGAGAUGUACUGGAUUGGAGGGUACAUUUCUCCUUCCUGUCUUUCGAGUAAGAGUUUCAGAUU
Rubroshorea leprosula is the source of this 825-nucleotide messenger RNA. The record is from the annotation of a GenBank genome assembly. Lineage: Eukaryota; Viridiplantae; Streptophyta; Magnoliopsida; Malvales; Dipterocarpaceae.